Messenger RNA from Rotaria sordida, 648 nucleotides. The record is from the annotation of a GenBank genome assembly. NCBI's taxonomy places the organism in Eukaryota, Metazoa, Rotifera, Eurotatoria, Philodinida, Philodinidae.
AUGUUUACUGGUGAUAAAUUGAAUUUGCCACCAACAGAAGAUAUUCAACGCACAUUCAUUGACUUUGGAAAAAAUGAAGUUAUUUCUUAUGUUGAUUAUUUUCCAGAGAUACAACAAGGUCGAUGUCAUAUUUAUUCAUAUCCAUCUGUAAUGCUAUAUUACGGCGAUAUUUCAAAUAACUUCCGAGGUGGAUUAUUCAAAUAUGUUCGUGUGGUGUCAUUAUAUGAUGAACAUCCUUUCGGACAUGAAUUUUUUCUUCGAAUUGUUCAAUCAUUUCCAUUUAUGCAAAAAGUAUGUUUGAAUAAUAAUAGAUCACAGAAUCGGAAAAAAUCGAAUGAAUCAAACAAUAAUAAUCAAAACUUACCUGUUAUUCAAUAUUCUUCUCUCAGUGAACUUGUUAUUAUCGAUGUCCAUGAUGAUUAUAUAGAAGAAUUUCUAUUUCAUACUAAAGCAUAUUUACCAUAUAAUAUUAUUCUUCAUAUCAAUCAUGAAUCUUUACAACGUGUAACAAACAAUUUCACAAGAGAUGCUACACGAAUUAAUUGUGCCAAAAUAAAUAAAUUAAAUUUAAGUGGCGAAUUAAAAUGUUCGAAUUCUUUAAAAGAAUAUUUUCCAUAUGCAGAAAUACGUUAUCCAUUAAUACAUUGA